Molecule: messenger RNA, 4252 nt
Organism: Acanthochromis polyacanthus (spiny chromis)
Lineage: Eukaryota; Metazoa; Chordata; Actinopteri; Pomacentridae
Gene: cnot3a
Product: CCR4-NOT transcription complex, subunit 3a
Biological process (GO): nuclear-transcribed mRNA poly(A) tail shortening; regulation of stem cell population maintenance; regulation of DNA-templated transcription
Cellular component (GO): CCR4-NOT core complex; nucleus; P-body
Source: RefSeq, a predicted model, not a curated record
GUCUGGAGGCGGAGGUGGGAUUUUAGCUAGCGUCCAUCUUCAGCUACAUCACAGUGAGCGAGCUUGUCGAAAAGAAAACACAAUUUGGAAGUAAAGAAGACUUUCUGGAAUUAGUUCUGGCUCUAUUUGAAAAAAAGACAAACGAAAGCCCAUACCCUAGCUAACUCGGUGACAGACGGAAUGUGGACAUUGUCGUAGUCAGAGCCAUGGCUGACAAGAGAAAACUUCAAGGUGAGAUCGACAGAUGUUUGAAAAAAGUAGCCGAAGGUGUAGAACAGUUUGAAGACAUCUGGCAGAAGCUCCAUAAUGCAGCAAAUGCAAACCAGAAGGAAAAAUAUGAGGCUGACCUCAAGAAAGAGAUUAAAAAGCUGCAGCGGUUGAGAGAUCAUAAAACAUGGGUCGCCUCCAACGAGAUCAAAGACAAACGGCAGCUAGUGGAGAACCGCAAACUCAUAGAAACGCAAAUGGAGCGGUUCAAGGUGGUGGAACGAGAAACAAAAACAAAAGCGUACUCUAAAGAAGGCCUGGGCCUCGCUCAGAAAGUGGAUCCAGCUCAGAGGGAGAAGGAGGAAACGGGACAGUGGCUAACGAACACGAUAGACACUCUAAACAUGCAGGUGGAUCAGUUUGAGAGCGAAGUGGAAUCUCUUUCUGUUCAGACGAGGAAGAAGAAGGGCGACAAGGAGAAGCAGGAUCGUAUCGACGAGCUGAAGCGGCUCAUCGAGAGGCACAGAUUCCACAUCCGCAUGUUGGAGACCAUCUUACGGAUGCUGGACAACGACUCUGUGCCGGUGGACGCCAUCCAGAAGAUCAAGGACGACGUGGAAUACUACAUCGACUCCUCCCAGGACCCCGACUUUGAGGAGAACGAGUUCCUGUACGACGACCUGGACCUGGAGGACAUCCCUGCAGCGCUGGUCGCCACGUCUCCGUCGGGUCAGGGCAACGUGGAAGACGAGAUGUACCUCCACUCCAGCAGCACUCCCACCUCCACCACCUCCUCCUCCCCCAUCCCUCCAUCCCCGGCCACCUGCACCGCUGAGAACUCAGAGGACGAUAAGAAAAGGGGACGGUCGACAGACAGUGAAGUUAGUCAGUCUCCUGUGAAGAACGGCACCCCCUCCCUGCUGUCCUCCUUCUCCUCCUCCACCACCUCUGGCUCCUCCUCGUCCUCCUCCCUGGUGUCCAUGGCCAGCGUGGUGGGGGGGAUCCCGGUGGUGCCGACCAGCAGCAGCCUGAUAGGAAGCUUCAGCAGCGCCGUGCAGCAGCAUCAGCACCCAGCGGCCCAGCAGCAGCCGCCCCAGCCGCCCAGCCAGCAGCAGCAGCCGACUCCAACCAAACCCUCUGCCCCCUCCAACACCCCCAGCCCCCCCAGCAACCCCCUGCUGCCGGCCUCCACCGCCCCCUCCCUCCCCACUCCCAGCACUCCCAGCUCGUCGGCUCCCAGCUCCCAGUCCCAGCCCACGCCGGGCCUCAGCUCGGCCUCCAGCCUGGGCCUGGGUCUGGGCCUGGGGCUGGGGCUGAGCAAAGGCGGCCUGACGGGGACCAGCAGCGCCGCCCAGAUGCCGGGUCUGGGCCUGGGGGGCCACCCCGCUCCUCUGAACACGAUGGCGGGGCUCAUUUCGGGCUCCACGCCGGCUCCCUACGCUCAGGCGGCAGCGUCUGGAGGUCUGGGUCUGAGCAGCAGCACCCAGUCCAGCAUCUCAGCAGAGAGCAGCUCCUCCAUCCCCACCUCCGGCUCCAGUGGAGUCACCACCAACGGGGCGGGGGCCGGCCUGGGCCUGCUGGGCUCCAGCCCGGCCCACGGCUCUCUGAGCAGCAGCAUCCUGGGUCUGGUUCCAGGGCAGACCGUCGGCUCCGGUUCCUCCCAGGUUCCUCCCAGCUCUGUCAGCUCCACGCCCGGGGUGGUGGGCAUGAUGGGGGGCAGCGGGGGGACCGUGGUGGGAGGAGUCAGCGCUGCUCCGGCCCGACCGCCCAGCGGACUGAAGCAGAACGGAAGCACAAGUUACAGCGCCGUCGUGGCAGAGAGCUCCACAGAAUCUGCUCUAAGCACACCGAGCCAGUCUCAGAGCAGCCAGCCCUCGUCCCUCAGCUCCUCCACCAGCCAGCCGAUGGACAAUGGUCCCAGUUUAAUCAGCUCCAUCACGCUGCCUCCCAGCUCUCCGUCCCCGUCCUUCUCAGACAGCACACCGGGCGGAGGGAGUCUCCUCAACGGGCCCCACUCCUACACUCAGGCCUCCGAGGGCCUCAAGGCUCCGGAGCCUCUCAGUUCUCUGAAGGCGAUGGCAGAAAGAGCAGCUCUGGGAUCAGGUCUGGAUGGAGAGAUUCCCAACCUGCAUCUAACAGACAGAGACAUCUUCUCCAGUUCCUCGGCGGCUCCUGGCACUCCCGCUGCCCCUCAGCCGUCCGUGUCGGAGGUCAGCAUCCCCCCGUCGCUGGGAGUGUGUCCUCUGGGCCCGACCCCGCUGCCCAAAGACCAGCUGUACCAGCAGGCCAUGCAGGAGUCGGCCUGGACCCACAUGCCUCACCCCUCUGACUCCGAGAGGAUCAGGCAAUACCUGAUGAGGAACCCAUGUCCCACUCUGCCCUUCCACCAUCAGAUACCACCACACCACUCAGACUCCAUCGAGUUCUACCAGAGGCUGUCCACAGAAACUCUGUUCUUCAUCUUCUACUAUCUGGAGGGCACCAAGGCUCAGUAUCUGUCUGCCAAGGCUCUGAAGAAGCAGUCGUGGAGGUUCCACACCAAGUACAUGAUGUGGUUCCAGAGACACGAGGAGCCCAAGACCAUCACUGAUGAGUUUGAACAGGGCACUUACAUCUACUUCGACUAUGAGAAAUGGGGCCAGAGGAAGAAGGAGGGCUUCACCUUCGAGUACCGGUACCUGGAAGACCGAGACCUGCAGUGACGGAGGGACGCAAAGGACGGAGAGACAAAACGUGCUGCUGUUGACAUUCCGAGACUGAACUCCAAACUGUGGAUAGAGAUUGUGAUGUGUAGUAGAAACCCUCUCCUGAAGCGGAGACCGGUGUCUGUAUAGGCUGCAUCUCGACGCGAAGCCCUCGCCGCUCGUGUCGCGCUUUGCUUUUGACGUUGAAAAAUCGCCCCGUGGGUUCGGUCAAACGCCGGGCGCUGCACCAGCCGGGAGGCUUCCCGCCGGAGAUCUGCGUUUGUGCCUGUCUGUGUGCACACUCAGUAUGUGGCAUUAGGAAAGCCUACCCCAUGCAUGUUUUGUUUUCUUUUUCCGUUUAGUCAUGAUUCUCUGUACCACCGACCCGACACGAGCCCGGAAGCCUUCCACACAAACAACCUGCCCCUCCUGUAUUUACUGUAAUCUGGUGGUUUAGAACCGGGACGGACGUUUAGGAACGGCUUCUUUUAAGACCCUACGAUGCCUGUUUGAACACGGUCACUAUUAGAGGUAUAGUGAGCAGAUAUCAAUAGUUUUAUUGAUAUUGUCUUGGUCGAUUAAAACGCUGAUUGAGAGUGACCACAGGGCCUCUCCCUGUGACGGGGAAAGAGUCCUUAUUGGACAAGGAUUAAAUUGCUAUGCAAUUGAACUGGUCUCUGACUCCCUCUCUUUACAAAUGAAAUGUUUUUGAGUUGACCUGUCAGAAAUGCAUUAUUAUGGCGCCUUCAUGUUUGUGACAAAUUAAUAAACUUGUAAAAUAAACCUUUAAGAGAAAAAGCAAACCGUUAGAGCUGAAUGAUGUUUGAUUCUGUCAGCAGAAAGGCCACGCUGAGCGUAGUGAAUGUACACCUCUAAACACACAGGUAGCAUCAGAUCAUCUGCUCCGGUCCACCUUUAGUUCAGCUUAUCUUCUGUUAUUCAUCCUCAGCACCCCCGCUCAAACCCUCCGCCUUGUAUUUAAGUGAAACCCUAUACAGUGAAUGUGCACUGACCAAACUGUUUACAUGUAGAGUUAAACCAGAAGCCCUGAAGCUCCAGCGGUGGGUUUGAGCGGUGGUGGAGCAGGAAGCGUCUCGUUCAUGUGUGACCCUGGAGAUAAACGGAGCGUUCAAAGUGAAAAAAAUGGAAAAUGCAGCAAAGUUCUGAGAAAUUUGCCUUUUAUAGAUUCUAUUUUUUGGGCUUUCGAGGUUUUCAGAAAGGGAAGGUCAGUUGAGAAAUUGCUAAAAUGUGAAUUUCAAGACGUAUUUACAAUUUUUUCUCAUCACAGUUCUGCAUGGGAGAUGUCAUAAACGGGGUUAUAACAGGAUUGUAAAAUUUCAAUAAAUACUUUUAAGAAAUUA